GACAAUUCUUAGCCAAUCCCCCAGUAUGGGUACGAGCCAUAGUGUAAGGCCAUCAUCAUCAUCAGGCGCUGCGUCAUGCAUCAAGACAGGUCGACCAGCCGGCUGACGCGAACCCCGACGGAUGCCGCGAGCCGACUCUCCUUGGACCUGACCGGCCCCGUGGACAACAAGUCGGCUCUGGCUCACGGUGUGGGUCUCUCCCCGUCCUGCCAGGACUGGAAGCAACAGAAACUGGCCAAGGCUCUCCUAAAUCUGGAGGAAGGCAGCCGCUCGCUAACCUCGUCAACGGCCAGCCCGGAGGAAGCGUCAUCGGCAACAGCGACGGCGUCAACGUUCCCAAGCGAGAGCAGUGGUGGCCGACCCAGCCGGGCUUCGUCGGCGUCCAAUCAGCUGGCCAUUCGGAUAGCGAGCAUAGUGGUCGCCCUGCUCCUCCUCUUCGUGGUGCUCGUCUACUUCAACCUGAGCGCCAUACACCGACGCUGAAAAGCUGCGGGCAUCUGCGUGGACCACGCAGCCGCGGGAACUGCAGCGACGGUGCCGGUUGCAUCGGUUUUAUAGCGCGCCAUGAUGUCCGAUUGAGACUACGCGUUUUCAGAUAGUACUGCGCCCCAUAUACUCACUCGUUCGCUUCUUCAGAAGGCGCACUAUAGGUCGAUAAUUAAUGAUACCUUUGCGCACUAGUAUUCCUUACUGCCGCACGACGCUUAUGUUGCAGUCACGGUUCGCGCUUACCAGCAGGGUUAUGCUGCGUGCGACGCCAUGAGCCGACUACUAAAUUCGGACUUUAUUCAAAUCUCAUGACAUCAAAUUUACGGUAACCGCCGAGGCAAGCAUCGGGCGGGGACCGGCAGCGUUGCUUGAGCAGCCCAA
Molecule: messenger RNA, 870 nt
Organism: Dermacentor silvarum
Lineage: Eukaryota; Metazoa; Arthropoda; Arachnida; Ixodida; Ixodidae
Exons: 2
Coding region: 76-483 (135 amino acids)
Source: RefSeq, a predicted model, not a curated record